UGCGGCCUGGAACCAUAACAACCGGAGGCAAUUAUACUUCGGAUGAAUAGACGGCUUGACGCUCCCUUGUAAAACGUCUAUGAGACACCCACUUAGUCUCGCUCUAAAGACCGAAGUUACAUAAUGCAUCAUCCAUGAUCCAGGCACUGGCAUUUGGCGCUUUUCCCUACAAGUUCGGCUAACAAAUUCCCAACUCACUUUUCUACCCCAUACGAAAAUCGCAUGAUGCCAAAUCGCCGACAAAGAACCUCUCCAUAGAAUUCAGUAAUAAUCGCGGUUCGUCCACGAGUCAUGAAGUCGACUAAAUAUCCCGCAGCAAUCGGGCCAUGCAUGGGUUUUGUAUUUCACUGGCUCUUCUCCUCGAACUUCCAUUGAAGGACAACGUUAGAUCAUAGAUGAUAGACUGCUCACCGGAGUCACGAUGCAGUUGACCAGGCUUGCAUUGGUUUUGGCACUGUCUCUCCCUUUGGCUUCUGCGCAAACGAAUCCGCUCUCCGGCAUCUCAACAUGCGCCGUUGGUUGUAUGGGGACCGUUGUCCCCAACUUCUGUAACCCGACUGAUUUGUCUUGCAUGUGUACAAAUGAAGGACUCGCAGCUAGUAUACAAGAAUGCUUGACAUCCAGUUGCACUCUCAUCGAGGCUCUUGAAACACGGAAUGCGACGGCCGUACUAUGCGAGGAACCGAUUCGAACUCGGCCCGAUGUGCUCCUCUAUCUGCCUUUGAAUAUCGUUGCUUGGGUCCUGGUGAUCUUGAGGUUCAUUGCUCGGCAUAAGUCGAUAUCUCCAAGAACCGUCGGGUUGGACGAUGCCUGUAUGGCGAUCUCCGCUGUUAUGCUCGUCCCAUUUACUAUAUUUUGCACUAUAUCUCGAUAUCAUGGUCUCGGAAUGGACAUCUGGAAAGUCACGCCAGAUGACGUUACUUUACUACUUCGGGACUUUUAUGCCACCGAGGUCAUUUAUCCCAUCAUGUCUUCGUUCAUAAAAGCAUCAUUUAUCUUCUUCUACCUUCGGAUCUUCCCCUCCCAGCGAUUUCGUAUAAUAUGUUACGGUGUCAUGACACUUAGCUUUGCCUAUGGAAUUACGUUUAGCAGCGCCUAUGCCUUCCAAUGCACACCUGUACCCUUUGCAUGGACUCGGUGGGAUGGACUUCAUGCUGGGACUUGCAUUAAUGUAAACAGCAUGGUAUAUGCUCAAGCAUCGAUCAACAUAUUCCUUGAUCUUCUGGUUCUUGGGCUUCCUUUGCCUGCGCUCUUCAAAUUGGAGCUGUCUUGGGCCAGAAAGUCGCUUGUCUUGUCCAUGUUUAGCUUGGGAUUCUUUAUUACGGGCGUCAGUUGUGUUCGAUUAUCUCAAGUUUUGAUGUUUGGAGACACUACCAACCCAUCGAGAGAAUGGUAUGGUCUUGGAAUUUGGACGGUCAUUGAAGUCGAUGUGGGGAUCAUCUGCGCAUGUCUACCGACGAUGGGCAUUCUUCUACGAAAGAUAUUCCCGGGCUUAUCGAGGUCAACUCAGAAAAACAGUCAAAUGACCCCUGCAAGCAUGGGUAGUCGUAGUCAUGAUCUGGCUCCGAGCAAGGGUGCCAAAGGUUCAAAAGGGGGAACAGGAAAAUGGGAUACUCUGAACGACGGUGGUUUUAUCGAAUUGUCGGAGAGUAUGCAGAGUUUACACCAUGCAAAUGGACGACCGUAUCAUUAGCGAGUGGAGCAUUUUACGAUUCAGUAAGGUUAAGGAUAUACUGCACUGCAAGGGACAGGGAAAGGUUGAGAGACUGUAAAUUUAGAGAGUAAUGUCAACUACAAGUAUAAACCGCUAAACUGGAUGAAAGCACUUUCAGUCCUCGGAGAUAGCUUCAAUAGCCCAUUUCAGCAUCCGUUCCGUAGCAUCCCCCUUUUGCUUCAGGAGGCCUUCUAAAAGGAUGAAGUCAUGAGCCUCCUUCUCUCCAAUUUCCAAGGUGACGU
Molecule: messenger RNA, 1956 nt
Organism: Eremomyces bilateralis CBS 781.70
Lineage: Eukaryota; Fungi; Ascomycota; Dothideomycetes; Eremomycetales; Eremomycetaceae
Exons: 8
Coding region: 422-1693 (423 amino acids)
Source: RefSeq, a predicted model, not a curated record